AUGACCACCACUCUCACUGAAGUCCCCCGCCCCGUCCCUUCUACCACGAUCAGUCUUGAUACCUAUGAUGAAGAGCAAGUCAGGUUGAUGGAGGAAAGAUGUAUCUUGGUGACUCCAGAAGACAAAGCGUACGGUGAAGAUAGCAAGAAGACAUGUCAUCUUAUGGCAAAUAUAAAUACUGGUUUACUCCAUAGAGCAUUCUCAGUGUUCCUAUUCAGACCCUCUGAUGGAAGAUUACUACUUCAAAAACGGGCGGAUGAAAAGAUAACUUUCCCAAGCAUGUGGACGAAUACUUGUUGUUCCCAUCCAUUAAGUAUAAAGUCAGAAUUGGUGGAAGAGAAUCAAGCCGGUGUAAAAGCAGCUGCAAUCCGGAAACUCCCUCAAGAACUCGGUAUACCGUCAUCUCAAAUCAAGUCUGAAGAUUUCAUCUAUCUCACAAAAAUCCAUUACCUUGCACCAAGUGAUGGACUGUGGGGAGAACACGAGAUCGAUUAUAUCCUCUUUGCAACCCUUGAUGUUGACCUUGAGCUGAAUCCCAAUGAAGUCAGCGAUGCCAAAUAUGUAUCGAAGGAGGAGUUAGAGGCUAUGUUCUCGGAUUCUGAGAACUCGUUCACACCGUGGUUCAAACUCAUCGCCCGAGAUCUUCUUUAUCCAUGGUGGGACGAAAUGAUGACCAAAUCCAAAGUACAAGGAUGGGAUUCUGAGAAGGGCGUAGGACAAGUCGAAGCUAGUCUGUUAGCAAAUGGACCUAGAGUAGGAGAAUUGGUCAAGAUGCUUUAA
Kwoniella shivajii is the source of this 780-nucleotide messenger RNA. Its product is annotated as isopentenyl-diphosphate delta-isomerase. The record is from RefSeq and is a predicted model, not a curated record. The coding region runs from base 1 to 780 and encodes 259 amino acids. Lineage: Eukaryota; Fungi; Basidiomycota; Tremellomycetes; Tremellales; Cryptococcaceae. Gene Ontology annotation, molecular function: isopentenyl-diphosphate delta-isomerase activity. Gene Ontology annotation, biological process: isopentenyl diphosphate biosynthetic process; isoprenoid biosynthetic process. The transcript is spliced from 5 exons. Gene Ontology annotation, cellular component: cytoplasm.